Cladophialophora immunda is the source of this 2392-nucleotide messenger RNA. RefSeq lists its product as uncharacterized. Gene Ontology annotation, molecular function: ubiquitin protein ligase activity; zinc ion binding; ubiquitin conjugating enzyme binding. Gene Ontology annotation, biological process: positive regulation of proteasomal ubiquitin-dependent protein catabolic process; ubiquitin-dependent protein catabolic process; protein polyubiquitination. Bases 464 to 2008 code for a protein of 514 amino acids. Gene Ontology annotation, cellular component: cytoplasm; ubiquitin ligase complex. The record is from RefSeq and is a predicted model, not a curated record. Lineage: Eukaryota; Fungi; Ascomycota; Eurotiomycetes; Chaetothyriales; Herpotrichiellaceae. The transcript is spliced from 3 exons.
GUCCGUCUGUGGUGCCACUGCACUCGACCCAUGUCUCCUUGUCCCUUACAACCAUUUUCCUUUCCAUCAUCUGGCCUCGACUCGAGUAUUUUCUCGGUACCUGCGUUUUAGACCCUUACAACUUGUCUUGAUAUGUGUAAACGGCUGUCCUCCAGUCCCUUGAGCGUCAUCCAAGUCGAGAUACCCGCCAAUCUCCCAUCGGAACCCUGAGUGGCCUGUCGAGCGCUGGUCACCUGCUUCUCCGGUCAUCCCCUCACCAAACUAGCAGCCUGUUGUCUCGUCUGGAGACGCAGCUGCCCUUAUCAAAGCCAACACGACACCUCAAUCAAAGAAACGAAAGGCUGCGGAGUGCGUCACUGACGCGUCAAGCAACGGUCCGGUGAAGUCACGCAAGACGUCCCCUCCUCCUGCGCAGCGUCUGUCGACUCCCGUCACCGAGCACGGCUCGCCGUCGUUGAAGGCCAUGGAUUCGGAAGAUGACUUCAUGUCAGAUCCCCCCAGCGGGGAUGAGAUUGAUUUCGAUGAGGGUACACAAGACAGCGAUAUUGCCAGUCUCGCAGACGAUUUUGACCAAGACCAGGAUGGUGGCUUUGGCUACGAAAAAGACAUCCUUACGAACCCGCGAAAACCCUACGAAGUCGAAUACAAGGUUCUAAGUCCAGAAGAUAUUCAAUCCCAGCAAGAAAAACAGUUCAAGGAGGUUUCAUCCAUCAUCGAGUUACCCAUCGAACAAACCGCCAUUCUUCUUCGGUUCAUGAGAUGGAACAAGGAGAAAUUGAUUGAAUCAUACAUGGACAACCAAGACAAAGUUCUCGAGGCUGCUGGCUUGGGACCCACAUUUACAGAGGCUCCAAAGACGAAGAAGGUCAAGGGUUUCACUUGCGAAAUCUGCUUCGAAGACUCUCCAGACCUAGAGACGUAUGCCAUGAAAUGUGACCACAGAUACUGUACCAACUGUUAUACCCAAUACCUUACACAAAAAGUCAAAGAGGAAGGGGAAGCUGCUAGAAUCGAGUGCCCCUUCGAUGGCUGCCAUCGGAUUGUGGACUCCAAAUCCCUGAAGUUGUUGGUCGACCAGAGUGUCAUGGACCGUUACCAUGUCCUGCUCACUAGAACUUAUGUGGACGACAAGGACAAUCUCAAGUGGUGCCCAGCUCCUGAAUGUGAAUAUGCCGUGGAUUGUCCUGUGAGGAAACGAGAUCUCAGUCGGAUUGUCCCCACUGUCCGCUGUGCGCACGACCACAUGUUCUGCUUCGGAUGCACGCUAGCCGAUCACCGCCCGGCGCCCUGCUCUCUCGUCAAGAAGUGGCUCAAGAAGUGCGAGGAUGACUCGGAAACGUCGAACUGGAUAUCCGCCAACACAAAGGAGUGCCCCAAGUGCAAUUCGACCAUCGAGAAGAAUGGAGGUUGCAAUCAUAUGACCUGCCGGAAAUGCAAGCACGAGUUUUGCUGGAUGUGUAUGGGCCCUUGGUCGGAGCAUGGAACUAGUUGGUACAAUUGCAACCGAUUCGAGGAAAAGUCAGGAGCCGAUGCUCGUGAUGCUCAAGCACGUUCUCGACACUCGUUGGAACGAUACCUCCAUUACUACAAUCGUUACGCCAACCACGAACAGUCCGCCAAACUUGACAAAGACUUAUGGCUAAAGACCGAAAAGAAGAUGACGAGCCUUCAAUCCCAAUCUAACAUGUCGUGGAUUGAAGUCCAGUUUCUUGACACUGCCUCCAAGGCCCUGCAAAACUGCCGUCAGACCUUGAAGUGGACUUAUGCAUUUGCUUUCUAUCUUGCUCGCAACAACAUGACCGAGAUCUUCGAGGACAACCAGAAGGAUUUGGAAAUGGCAGUGGAAAACCUGAGCCAGAUGUUCGAGAAGCCCGUGCAAGAGCUCGGAAACCUCAAAGUCGAGAUCCUCGACAAGACAACCUACUGCAACCGGAGACGAGAGAUACUCUUGAGCGACACGGCGGAGAAUUUGAAGAAAGACCAAUGGAAAUUCAAUGUCGAAAUAUGAUCUUUUACGAAUACCUAGGUAGAUAACGGCGAUACGCAUGAUCAACCCGGUGGGCGGGCUGACGGCGGUGCUAGCGAGGCGUUCCCUGAUGGAUGGGACAACUUGGAUGCAUUAUCAUGAAGGGAUGGUGCUCGGGCCCAUGAGCUUUUGACUUGACUUGAGAAUGUUGGUAUUGUAGAGGGCGCCGGGAGCAUCAGGCAUGCAAAGUUGGCGUCUUGCUCUUCUUAUUCUUGCCGAGUACGGAGGACAUGUCAGAGAACCACGUUGUGGCAGAUGAACCGUCUCCUGGGGAGUAAACCUUUGUGUAUUCCAAUACAACGCAUCCCCUUACUUCAGACACAAGGAUGCGCCAUGUGCACAUCGCGUUUUUUCCUCUUAAAAUAU